Sorghum bicolor (sorghum) is the source of this 1488-nucleotide messenger RNA. Its product is annotated as CRS2-like protein, chloroplastic. Gene Ontology annotation, molecular function: peptidyl-tRNA hydrolase activity. Bases 541 to 1260 code for a protein of 239 amino acids. Lineage: Eukaryota; Viridiplantae; Streptophyta; Magnoliopsida; Poales; Poaceae. The transcript has 9 exons. The record is from RefSeq and is a predicted model, not a curated record.
GCCCACAACCGCGUCCCUCUCCGCUGCUACGCACGGCCCCUCUCCCCGCGCCACGCCGCGCCGCCCCCAUCCGCCGGGCCCCUUCUUCCCGCGCCGCCACUCUUGCUCCCAUCCACCGCGCUCCUCUUCGCUCUCCGCGCCGACCCGGCUGGAGCCGACGAGGAGGCCUAACAAACGCUCUAAUCGCGGUACGGGGAGCGAGUGGGGUCGGAGCUACGGGAGCGGAAGCGGUUUGGAGCGCUGCCAAACUGGGCCUAACGGCGAGCGACGAUUCUGGCGAAGUUCUAGGUAGCUAGGUGGCCGUGUGGCGGCGCCCCUGUGGCCAAUCAGCGGUCCGCCUGUGCGCGACUUCCCAGGCCAGGGGCCGACCUGCCGCAAACAUCAACUUAGCAUAGGAGGUCAGGAGAAGGCGGUCCGGCGCAGCACUGCAGCCGCCCUGCAGUGCACCAAGCUGUGCCAAGGGCGGCAGCAGGGACAUUGACAUCUGAUUUUGACCCAUUAGAUUUCUGGAUGGCUCUGAUUGAAUAAACCACAAAGGAGAUGCCCUGGAAUAGAUUCACGCCCUUCCUUUCAAAAUGUUGUACUUCUACCAUUCAGACAUCCCCAUCAUAUUCAUCUUUUUCCUCGUCCUUGUCCCCGAUACAACCAUGGUUAUUUGUCGGUCUUGGCAACCCUGGUGAGAAGUAUCAAUCCACCAGGCACAACGUGGGUUUUGAUAUGAUAGAUGCAUUUGCGCAAUCCCAGGGUAUACCCCUGACUACACAUUACUUCAAAGCACUCUUUGGUGAAGGGAUGGUUGAUGGAGUCCCUGUUCUUAUUGCCAAGCCCCAGACUUAUAUGAAUCUCAGUGGAGAAUCUGUUGGUCCACUUGCUGCCUAUUAUAAACUGCCACUUAAUCGUGUCCUAGUGGCGUUUGAUGAUAUGGACUUGCCAUGUGGAGUUCUCCGCUUACAGCCAAAAGGAGGCUUUGGACGGCACAAUGGGUUGAAGAGUGUUAUAUACCACUUUCGUAAGAAUCGAGAAUUUUGCCGAUUAAGGAUUGGAAUUGGACGGCCACCUGGCCAGAUGGAUCCUAAAGCCUUUGUUCUUCAGAAGUUCAAUAGGACUGGCCGUGAACGGAUUGAUUCAGCCAUAAGAGAGGGUGUCAAUAUUCUGAAGAUGGUGGCCACCAGGGGUUUGACAGAGGCGGCAAGAUUGUCAAAUGCAGAUCAGAAGUAUAAACUUCUGAGAUCACAUGAUAUUCAGACUAACGAUGACUAGAGUCUGCUUAUCAGGGAACUACUCUUUCAGCACACCUCUUGGCUUGUUAAGCAAAAUGCUUUAUGUUGACAAUCAAAAUUGACACAAAUUAGAAGUUGAGAAUGGUUUGCUCAGGAUGUCGUUCUCGGACACAUAGAAUUUUUUGUAGUGAGAAGGUGCCGCAGGACUAUGGAACUAGAAAAUAAAAGUUGUGUUUUACUACUCCGAACAAUCCACUUUGUUUUACUA